AUGGAGCCUAUCAUGACUAUAAAAAAUGACCAAGAACUUGCCACAGCAGAAAUCAAUCCCGAAGCUUCAGAAAAUAUUAUUCUUCUUCCACGAACUGCGUCUAAAAUUAUACGUCAAAGAAGUAUUGAUUAUGUGGAUAGUGAGAAUAAAAUUGAGAAAGCUACUCCGUCAGGAUACUCAGUAAAAGAAAUUGCAGCAUAUCGCCGUGGUAAACGAGUCGGAGAUGAAAAAUUACCAAAAAAAGUUCGGAGUUUUUACAAGAAGCAAGAUAGAUUCAUUACAACUUUAGAACGCUUAAAUCGUCUUCAUUCGAAUAAAGAUAGUGACGAUGACGAUGAUGAUGGUGAUGGUGAUGGUGAUACUGAAAUAAAAGGCCAAAAACGAAAAAAAACAUCCACCGAGGAGUUAAAGUCAAAACAGAAACGAAUCAAUCUUUAUACGAACUUAUCAUUAUUAGUCAAUGUUUUUCUUCUCAUAGUAAAAAUCGCUGCUGCAUUUAUCUCACACUCAUUAUCGGUCAUAUCAUCAGUUGUCGACAGUGCUGUCGAUUUGGCAUCUAGUGUUAUUCUUUUUUGGGCUACACGUGCCAUUAAACGACGUGAUCCAUUUAUGUAUCCACAAGGUCGAACACGUCUCGAACCCAUUUCUAUUAUUAUUCUUUCGGUAAUCAUGUGUUCGGCAAGUAUUCAAGUGAUAUCAGAAUCAUUACAAACAACUAUGGAUGAUGUUCAAAUGCUUCGAAAAUAUCCAUCAAAUAGUUCUGAAUAUGUACAUCCAAUUAACAUGACAGCGUUUCCUGUAUCUAUUAUGGGUAUCACUAUAGGACUUAAAUUGAUUCUCUUCUUGCUGUGCUCUCGUGAAAGUAGUGAAACUUUGAAUGCUUUAGCUCAAGAUCAUCGAAAUGAUGUUUUUUCAAAUGCUAUGGCUCUUGUCUGUGGUAUAUUAGGCUUUAUGGCAAAAAAAAAUCCGAUCCGCUAUCCUUCAGCUUUAGUAUUAACCGAUCCAAUCGGUGCUAUUCUCAUAUCAGUAUAUAUCGUGAUUACAUGGAUUCGUCAGGCCAAUCAACAAGUCAAACGAUUGACUGGGCAUACAGCUACUCCAGAAUUUCUUCAACAGAUAACCUGGAUUGCAUUUCAUCAUUCAUUGUUAAUUUUAAAAAUUGAUACAGUUCGAGCAUUUCAUUUUGGCACACACUUUCUUGUUGAGGUGGAUAUCGUUCUUCCGGAAGAUAUGUCACUCAAAGAAGCGCACAAUAUUGGAGAAGAUUUACAACAAAAAAUUGAAAAGAUUCCUGAAGUUGAACGAGCAUUUGUUCAUCUUGAUUAUGAAUUUUAUCAUAAAGCUAGUGAUGAACAUAAAGUAGUUUAA
Messenger RNA from Rotaria socialis, 1368 nucleotides. NCBI's taxonomy places the organism in Eukaryota, Metazoa, Rotifera, Eurotatoria, Philodinida, Philodinidae. The record is from the annotation of a GenBank genome assembly.